UCGGGCAAGACGGCAGUCGUCAAAGCUGCUCGGAACGAAGCGGGUUUACUUAGGUCGCCUGACAAAGGACAACAUUGUUCGAUAAGCUCACCUCUAUCGCCUUUCCUGUGAAGCUUGCAUAAUAUCUGCGAUAGAGUCCCUAUAAACGGUGAUUUUGCAAGCUGUGGCACUUUACAUCGAGCGGAUUGGACUGCGUCGUCUGUUUGGGCGAUGGCUGGAAAAGAGGGGACCGACGAAUUCUCUACGCACAGGCGGCCAGAAGACAAAGCACCACGUAGGCCUUUUCACAGAGUGGUCGACGGGGUACCAAGAUGUGCUUGGCUGGAUCCGGACAUCUUCCACGAAUUCCGCAAGUUCAGACCCAUGCCGUGCGACGUCAUAACGAGCACGUAUCCUAAAAGUGGAACUCACUGGGUACAGUUCCUCAUGCAACUCAUUCUCAAAGGAGGAGAACCGGUGGAGUCUUACGACGAGUUCACUAGUCACACUCACGCGUUGGAGUACAUGAAACACGACGAUUGGAAACCCACUCUUCCAAUGAGACUGUUCUACUCGCACCUUCCGCUGAAUAAGGACACCAUGGGCAAGGAGGCAAAGUACGUUUACAUUGCACGAAACCCGUGGGACAUCUGCGUCUCCUUCCACCACAUGAUGGCUGAGGUCAGCGUCUGGCAGUUCCAAGAUGCCACCUUCGAGGAGUUCGUGGACGCCUUUCUAGAGACCGACCUGGGCUACGGAAGCUACUUCGACCACGUCUCGUCGGGUUACAACCUGAAAGACGAGCCGAACGUGCUCUUCAUCACUUACGAGGACCUCAAGAGUGACACCCGAGGAGCAGUACUGCGCUUAGCGCGGUUUCUGGGGGAACGCUACUACCAGGCCCUGAAAGAAAACGACGAGCUCCUGGAAAAAAUACUACAGUGGACGAAGCCUGAGUAUAUGCGCAGGAUCAUUAUAUUAGAUUUCGGGAAAAACCAGAACCCAGUGUUCAAAGAAAUGUUCGAGAGGAACACGCUGUCGUGUUCUCACGGGUACGAAGGAGACAAAAGCAAGUACGCCAUGGUGAGAACAGCCAACGUGGGCGGCUGGAAAGAGUACUUCACGACGGAACUCCUGGCUCGUAUGGAGAAGAAGAUAGAAGAUGAAGGCGACAACGCAGCAUUCAUUGAUCUUUGGAAAGGCAUUCGCGAAGAGGCCAUUGCACUCGCGAAGACCGCAACCUGACAAUUGCAGAGCUGGCCGAAGAAACGCCAUAGUUCCUGUUUUUGUUCGGAAAAAUAAAACGCUGCUCACUUGCUU
Dermacentor silvarum is the source of this 1299-nucleotide messenger RNA. RefSeq names its product 3-alpha-hydroxysteroid sulfotransferase. The coding region runs from base 211 to 1224 and encodes 337 amino acids. Gene Ontology annotation, biological process: sulfation. Gene Ontology annotation, cellular component: cytoplasm. The record is from RefSeq and is a predicted model, not a curated record. Lineage: Eukaryota; Metazoa; Arthropoda; Arachnida; Ixodida; Ixodidae. The transcript is spliced from 2 exons. Gene Ontology annotation, molecular function: sulfotransferase activity.